AUGGCGCGGUUGUCCACCGUGAUCUGGGGCGCGCUCUCCCUGCUCGGCAGCGCGUUCGGCUACGCCAACCCGGGGGCCUGCUCGGGCACCUGCACCAACACGCAUGACCCGUCCAUCAUCCGGCGGUCAUCCGACGGGACCUACUUCCGCUUCUCGACCGGCGGCAAGAUCGCCGUGCACACCGCCCCGGCCCUCACCGGCCCCUGGACCUACAAGGGCGCCGCGCUGCCGUCCGGCUCCUCCAUCGACCUCGACGGGAACCAGGAUCUUUGGGCCCCCGACGUCGCCCUGGUCGGCUCAACCUACUACCUGUACUACUCCGUGAGCACCUUCGGCUCCCAGGACUCCGCCAUCGGCGUCGCGACCUCCUCCAGCCUCGACGUCGGCACCUGGACCGACCUCGGGUCCACCGGCAUCCGCUCCUCCUCCGGAAAGCCCUACAACGCGAUCGACCCGAACCUGGUCCAGGACGGGAGCACCUAUCUGCUCACCUUCGGCAGCUUCUGGCGGGACAUCUACCAGGUACCGAUGGCGAGCCCGCCGAAGGCCGUGGCGAGCGGUAGUAGCGGCGCGUACAACGUCGCGUACGAUUCGGUCAAGACGGACGAGGAGGGCGCGUUCGUGUACAAGAACGGCGCGUACUACUACCUGUUCUACAGCAAGGGCCAGUGCUGCGGGUACGAUGCUAGCAAGCCGGCGGCGGGGGGCGAGUACAAGAUCAUGGUGUGUCGGUCGAGCUCCGCGACAGGGGGUUAUGUGGACGCCGCGGGCAAGGCGUGCACUAGUAGCGGGGGCACGGUGGUCCUUGAGUCUCAUGGAAACGUGUACGGGCCGGGGGGUCAGGGGGUUUACAAUGAUCCUACGCAUGGUCCCGUUCUCUACUACCAUUACGUUGAUACUACGAUAGGCUAUGCAGAUGGUCAGAAACGAUUUGGAUGGAACACGAUCAAUUUCUCUAGCGGUUGGCCUGUCGUCUAA
This is a messenger RNA of Hypoxylon fragiforme, 978 nucleotides long. RefSeq names its product glycoside hydrolase family 43 protein. Gene Ontology annotation, molecular function: arabinan endo-1,5-alpha-L-arabinosidase activity. The transcript has 3 exons. Bases 1 to 978 code for a protein of 325 amino acids. The record is from RefSeq and is a predicted model, not a curated record. NCBI's taxonomy places the organism in Eukaryota, Fungi, Ascomycota, Sordariomycetes, Xylariales, Hypoxylaceae. Gene Ontology annotation, biological process: carbohydrate metabolic process.